Molecule: messenger RNA, 1027 nt
Organism: Phytomonas sp. Hart1
Lineage: Eukaryota; Euglenozoa; Kinetoplastea; Trypanosomatida; Trypanosomatidae
Source: the annotation of a GenBank genome assembly
GGAAAGUAGAAAAGAGGAAAGAAAAACAAGAUAUUAAUCCUUUCCUAGGGAUAGAUUUUUAGAGACACCAUAAUGUCGCAGAAUGACUAUCAAACCAAUUGUAAAAUUAGUAGCGAGGUUUUUGAGUACAUUUUAAAUGCUGGUUCCCUAGAAGGUAACGCCACAGCGUAUAAUCGACAGCUCGGGAUAGCACAUUUUGAUCUUUUAGCCAAAAAGAUUGGCCUUAGAUUAGAUGACCUAUCUUUUUACGUUCUAGCGUUUUAUUUUAAAUGCUCCAGUGCACUACCCUACCAUAUUUCAGAGGCAUGUUUUGUCUCUGGACUUUCUCAGGCUCUCUCACCCAAUGAUAAAGUCUCUCCAGAGAAUGGAUAUGCAGAUGCCUUUAGGGCGCUUCAAAAUGUUGUAAAAAAGACUCAUCAUGAAAUUUUGCGUGAAAAGGUUGAGCUCAAUAAAUUCUACAAUUUCCUGUACAUGUGGUGUCUAAAGAACAAUCGAGCCUCAGACCGCACUACCGUCGCGACGGAGUUGUGGGAGCUUUUCUUCACCGAAGACAAUCCUUCUAUGGAAUGUGAAUUCUACAAGCACUACGUGUGCUUCCAUGACCUUCGAACUUGGAUUGCAUUUAUAGAGACCGAAGACUUCACUAAUAAUUUCAAGAUUUCUGCCGAUCUGUGGCAUCAACUAAUUCAUUUUGCUAACCUUGAAUCGUAUGAAACGUACAACAUAAGCGACUCAUGGCCUCUUGCACUUGACAGCUUCAUGGAAUGUCUAACUAAAAAACACUAAUUUGACGAGCACGAUAUGGAAAAGUGUUAAGUCGAAGUCGUCUUUAUUGUUAUUAUACCUUUUGAUUAGAAGAGAGGAACUAUGAGGAAAAGAGGAGGACGCGAAUUAUGUCGUUUUCUCCCCCUUUUUGCGUUUCAGUUUUAUUUGUGGAACUCGGAACAGCUGUCUUUUCCCCCAAUGAGCCCCUAUCUCCACAUGUUUGCGUCAAGUUUGAUAAACUAAUUUAAAAUAGAGUGGACUU